Musa acuminata subsp. malaccensis (wild Malaysian banana) is the source of this 1082-nucleotide messenger RNA. Its product is annotated as xyloglucan endotransglucosylase protein 2-like. NCBI's taxonomy places the organism in Eukaryota, Viridiplantae, Streptophyta, Magnoliopsida, Zingiberales, Musaceae. Gene Ontology annotation, molecular function: xyloglucan:xyloglucosyl transferase activity; hydrolase activity, hydrolyzing O-glycosyl compounds. Gene Ontology annotation, cellular component: cell wall; apoplast. Gene Ontology annotation, biological process: cell wall biogenesis; xyloglucan metabolic process. The record is from RefSeq and is a predicted model, not a curated record.
UUCAUCGCACUCUCCACGACAAUGGCUUCCCUUGUUUCUUCUUCUUCUUCUUCCAUUGCAGUAUGUUUAAUUAGUCUAAGUUUCGUGUCUGUGGCCGUCAUGGCUGCGACACCAAGGAGAGCUAUCGAUGUUCCGUUCCAGAAGAACUAUGUGCCCACAUGGGCAUUCGAUCACAUCAGUUACUUCAACGGAGGCGACGAGGUCCAACUCUGUCUGGACAAAUCUACAGGUACUGGCUUUCAAUCGAGGGGCUCCUACCUGUUUGGCCACUUCAGUAUGCAUAUAAAGAUGGUUCCAGGUGACUCAGCCGGAACGGUGACUGCAUUCUAUCUCUCGUCUCAAAACUCCGAGCACGAUGAGAUAGACUUUGAGUUCCUGGGGAACAGGACCGACCAACCAUACAUCCUGCAGACCAAUGUAUUCAGUGGCGGGAAGGGAGACAGGGAGCAAAGGAUCUAUCUCUGGUUUGAUCCAACCAAAGACUACCAUUCCUAUUCUGUUCUCUGGAAUAUGCACCAGAUCGUCUUCUUUGUAGAUGACGUUCCCAUCAGAGUGUUCAAGAACAGCAAGGACUUGGGAGUGAAGUACCCCUUCAACCAGCCCAUGAAGAUCUACUCCAGCCUGUGGAACGCCGACGACUGGGCCACCAGAGGCGGCCUGGAGAAGACGGACUGGUCCAGGGCGCCCUUCGUCGCCUCCUACCGGGGUUUCCACAUCGACGGCUGCGAGGCGUCGGCCGACGCUAAGUUUUGCGCCACCCAGGGGAUGCAGUGGUGGGAUCAGAAGGAGUUCCAGGACCUGGACGGCCCGCAGUACCGCCGGUUGCAGUGGGUUCGCCAGAAGUACACCAUCUACAACUAUUGCGCCGACCAGUCGAGGUACCCGACCAUGCCACCGGAGUGCCACAGGGACAGAGACGUGUGAUGAAUGAACGCACGUGACCCUCUCCGGCCCCCGUGCAUGCAUGCGUAACUCGGAGUCGGAGAUAACGCUACUCAUUACUGUUAUUAUUUGCAUUUGUCAUAUUUCACUGUCAUCUCUCCGUUUAUCCCCUCGACGAAUUUGUGAUUUGAGACGUUCAA